Molecule: messenger RNA, 1922 nt
Organism: Fusarium vanettenii 77-13-4
Lineage: Eukaryota; Fungi; Ascomycota; Sordariomycetes; Hypocreales; Nectriaceae
Exons: 3
Coding region: 253-1482 (409 amino acids)
Source: RefSeq, a predicted model, not a curated record
GAUGAGAAAAGGCGGCCUGCCGCUCUAAACCUCACUCCUGCUCGACCCAGUACCUCCGAGUCGUCCUCCUCAGACGGUUCCCUCAAGCCUCGAACUCCCCGCUUCGCCGAGGCCACCUCAGUUCACUCGCCAGUCGACUCUCGAUCGCCCUUUGCCGACCCCGAGAAGUCCCACGCUCCCCAGCCUCAGCCCGCAGACGUCGGUUUUGGUUACAUUGGUAACAACAGCAACCGAGAAUCCAUCCCCGUCCCAAUGACUCCCAAGACGCCCCUCAAGAGCGCCAUGAAGGUGCCUGGAACACCAGCCGGUGCCCGAAACCCUCUUAGCCCGACCUUUCGUGAGGCCGACAUCCUCGAGAAGCAGGAACUGGCAACCGAAAAGGAGCAGGCUCGCGAUGUGAAAAUCAAGGCCCGCGUCCGUAUGGCCAAGUUUGCCCUUCGCGGUGUCAACUUCAGCUGCUCUCUCAUCAUUCUCUGCAUGCUCUCGGCAACUUUCUCCAUCUUCAACGCUACCAGGGCCCUGCCUGACCAGAGCCGGAUGCCGUCCUGGGCCAAGAACACCAAUGCCUGGCCUCAGAAGCUCGUUCUUGCCAUGGCCUGUGUCUCCCUCGCUGCUUGUAUCAUCGUCUUCGCUUCCUACUGCCGAGGUGGUCAUAGACGGGCCGAGAAGGUUGGAACCUAUUACACCCUGUUUGCUAUCGGUUGGUUCAUCCUUUCUUUGAUCCUCUGGGUUGUCACGGCCAUCCUGUUCCAGAACGCAAAGAACAACUCCAACAACAAGGACAUGUGGGGUUGGUCCUGCGUGCAAAACACUCGUUCUGAAGUCUUUGGCGACAAGGUUGACUAUGCACUCAUCUGUCGUCUCCAGAACUGGGCCAUGAUCUGCAUCAUCAUCGAGGUGGUGAUCGAGGUUCUCUGCAUUCUCCUCUACAGCAUCGUCUUCUACCGCUACUACACCAAGCGACGUCUGUUCAAGUCCAUGGACAUGCGAGACCGCGCCCGAUCCGACCUCUACCUCGCCCAGCUCCGCAGUCAGUCGGCUCCCAACACUCCCGGCUUCGCUCCCAAGUCUCCCGCCCUCAGUGCCUACGCCAUGUCUCCCCGCCACCCUCCCGCCGCCUACCAGAGCUUCCCCGCCGUCCACGAGGUCAACGAGAACCCCUUCACGCCCGGCACACAGUUUGCUGAGCCCAAGUCUCAGUUUGCUCCUCAAGAGACCGGCUUCAAGCUUCAGGCUCCUCCCACCAAGGCUCCAUCUGCUACCCCCAAGAUGAGCCAGGGCGGCUUCACUCCUGCUCCCAUGCCUGCACCUGCACCUCCGGCCACUCCUACUUUGCACGUCUCGGAGCACGGCCCCACAGCCACGAAUGAGCCCACCUACGAGGCUGUCCCCAUCCCCGGCGCCUACGGUGGACAAGUCUAUGGUGACCAGUCUCUCAGGAGCCCACCCCCCACGCAAACCACCUUUGGUCAUGCGCAGUAGACAAACAUAGAAAAGGGGGGGUGUUCUUUGCUUGACCUCUUGCUACAUGUUAAGCAAGGAUAGGUCACUUCUGUCCGGCAACGGCUUAUUCAUAUAUUUCAUGCGGCGAUACCACAACACGGCGUUCUGGGCAGGGCUAGGUCAAAGUUACUUUUUGACUCUGAUGCAUUUCUUUAAAUUUUCCUAUGUUAUUUUCUAAUCCACCAGAGAGAUGAGUGAUACGGGUUCCGUAUAUAGCAGACUGGGUGUAUUCUGGUGACACCUGUACGAUUGGGAUUCGGGUUGCUGCAAAAGACGGACGGAUGAACGGGACGGGGAACGAAUAUGUGAGACGAGAUGACAGACAGGGCAACGAGUUACAUACGGUACUUUCGUUUUGUAUCACAGGAGCCCUUUAGGGCGAAACAGGAUAGGUUCAAUCAGGAUUGAGUCUACAUGCG